CGGAACUUUUGAAUAAAACCUAUAAAAACUUUGAUAAUCAACAAUCAAAAGAUUAUAGAAUCGGAUCUUAUCUAGUUCAUCAACAGAUGGCAAAAAUAAUAAUUAGGUCUCUUCGAGGAGGUGACACGUCCGAGUUUAACAAUAAAUUGGUGGAAAUAUUGAGUCAUCCUGAGUAUGAAGUGAGGCUUGUCGCUCUAGAAUUACUCACCGAAUAUUUCCUAGAUGACUCUGUUCUGGAUACAAACCUCAGAAAUUAUUCGACUAUUCAGUCAAAACUGAUUUCCAUGAUAGAUGACGGGGAACCAAACCUUAAUUGUUUCCGCCUGGUCGUGGAAUUACUCGUAUUAAUAAAUCCAAAGGGUCUGUCCUUCCCUUUAGAUUCCGGACUGCGAAAUUUCUGGAAAAAACUUUUCGAACAUGUAGAACAAUCCAAAAACGUGUCAAUAGUUGAAGCCGUAUUUCCAUUAUUGGGUUCUUUGUUAUCACAAAUCUGGGAUGCUAAGUCUUCCGAUCAAGAGUUCAAAUCUUUGUGUUUAAAACAAUGGACCGAACGCGUGGAAAGAAAUACCAAGCCUGAAAUUGCUCUCACAUUGCGUGAAGCAACAACAAAAUCUUUACAAAUGUUUAGUCGUCAUCUAUUUAGAGAAGAUAGAUUUGUAAACAGUAAUGAUGUCCAGCAGGUCAUCGCACUGUACAUGAUCAUUGCACGCCUUGCUCAGGACGACGAUGUUGACCUACGCAAAGCUGCCUCAUUGGUUGUGGCAAAAGCAGGCAGAUUUAAGUUUCCCGUGGAUCCCGAUCGUGCACGUGAGCUCUGUUAUGAGCAAGUGUCAAAUCAAUUUUCCAAGUCGCUACACUUGUAUGCAGCCUUACUUCAGAUACUUUCCGGAAAUGAAAAGCCAGAGGAGGUUUUCCGGGCCGAAAUGAAUCGAUCACGUGUCCUAUUCGCAAUUGAAAAUCCAAAUAUCUUUAAAGAAGAUUUAGUGGACGUUCAAUUAGCUUCCAGAAGCUUAAUAGAAACAUUGAAAAAGGAAGUUAAAAUUGUGCAAUUUCCCGAUCCUUUGAGAAAUGAUAUUCCGCGUUUUGCCGUCGAACAAUUGCGCAGAGUUUGCGAGUUAUUAAAAUCUGAUGAAUUAAAAGAAACGAAUGAUGGUCCAUUGGGAUUUAUUUCACGCCCCAGGGUAUUUAUUGUUAUAUAUCGAUUAAUUGCCACGGUUUUAGUAAUGAGCGAACUAGUAUACGACAAAGCAAAUUUCAAUAAUGAAAUUCAACGGAUAUUAAAAGAUUUUACAAGAUCUAAAAUUCUACUACAUCCGCUGAUAAAUGAUCUUCUGUAUAAUGAACUCGGAAAGAUAUGUUUGAUCGGUGACCACGGUGAAAUCUUUAAUGAAAUAGGCCAAGAAGAUAAUUAUGAGAAAAUAAUGACAUUUGAAAAAAAUUUUGAAAAGUUUUUCCUGUUGACAGAGUAG
Molecule: messenger RNA, 1469 nt
Organism: Acaulospora morrowiae
Lineage: Eukaryota; Fungi; Glomeromycota; Glomeromycetes; Diversisporales; Acaulosporaceae
Source: the annotation of a GenBank genome assembly